This is a messenger RNA of Haemonchus placei, 297 nucleotides long. NCBI's taxonomy places the organism in Eukaryota, Metazoa, Nematoda, Chromadorea, Rhabditida, Trichostrongylidae. The record is from the annotation of a GenBank genome assembly.
AUGGAUUCUGCGGUCGAGCUGCAUAACGGUGAUCUUGUACGUAUUGGACGAGCUCAACCAUUCGUAUUCGAAAAACGCAGUCUCAUCCCUCUCAGUGGGAACAGUAUUAUCGACGAUGCCCCCGUAGACAAAGAUAUGUCUAAAUCCGCUAUGUUCCCUGUUCUGGGGACUAAGGUAAGCCAUUUCCCUGUCUAUUUAUUUAGUCAUCUAAUUAUUUAUCUAUUUAUUUGUUUAUUUAUUCACUUAUCUGUCAACCUGUUUAUUUUAAUACACAAUCAUCUUCUCAAUAAUCAUUAG